CGGAGGGACUUCCCUGACGCGGUUGGUCCCACAUUUCUCAAUGAAUCGUUAUCGUCCGAUGAAAAAGAAAAAAUACAUGCGCGCACAAACACAGAGACGGAUGCACGUAAUUCAGUCAGGUAUUCCCUCGAAUGGUCGCAGGCCGCGAGCUUGUUUUUACAAGGACGCUCAGCUUCAGUGUGAACGCGUCGUGUAUCAUUUUUUCCGGCGCUCGAACACGUAAAUAUAUAUGUACAGACUUCUAUUGCUAUCGGGGAAGAACCUCCACGCGACGGUGAUUGGUGAAUAAACUUUGCGCAGCCAACGACUUUAUGUCGCAUCAUUCGCAUCGCGCCAAACACUUUUCACGAGUCGAGAGGCUUCCGUCCCGCCGUUGCUCGGUAGUAGUGACGAAAUCUUCGAAUCCAAAACCAAAAGUACCGAAAAAAACACGUAAAUAAAGAGUUCCGCGAUAAGUUUAUUUUGUUUUGACCUUGCUGUGAUCUCUGUGAAAGCGAACGGGACGACGAAAGUGUUUGUGGUCAAGGAAUCUGAACAAGUGUUAUCGAUGGAAAGAAAACUAUUGGGCGCACAAUGAAUUUAACGCGGAACAAUAAAUCGGUAAAAACUGAUGAAAUUCAUUCGAAAAAUGGAUCAAAAAGUUUGGGGAGAGUGAAGACGAAAAAGUUGAGAGGCGAUGGGUUGAUACUUUGUUUGGAAAAUAACGAGCGCGACAUCGAGCUAAGUGGUGACGGUUGUAAGUUGACGAUAGCCGUUAACAGUGGAAGAAUUCGAAUUCACGGUGACGGUUGUUGUUUAAAAAUACAAAAGAAUUCUGGUCAUAUCGAGUACCGGGGGGACGGUGGACGAGUUUCUCUCGGCGGUGAAUCGACCUUGAGAAAAGUCGAUUAUAUCGGGGACGGUGGAAAAAUUGACAUUGCCAAGGAGAAGAAUCACGCGAGACAAUGUCGUCCCGUGACUCCCGUGACUGAGGACAAUAAAGACGAACGAGGCGGCCUCGAUUUCUCGAAAAAAACGUUCCUCCUGGGCGAUCCGGUUCGAACGGAUAACCGUCCAAACUCAACAAUCGAUAAAAAUUACUAUUCCACCGAUGAGAAAUCUUUUUUGGCUUUUCCAAUGAGAAAAAAAGCUUUCGACGAUUUCGCCAAAGAGUUCCUCAAGUCAAGAAACAUCGAUGCGAGUCUCGGUGGAAAAAAAGAACCGGAACAAUGUAUCCGAACGACCGUUAAAACCGUGCGCAUUUUUUACGAUAAUAAACAUUCUCGAACACAAACAAAAAGUCGAACUAAAACCAAAAGUGUUCGUUGUCCCAGCAGUAUUGAGACUUGAGAGUAUAAUAAUAAUAUUUAUUUGUUCAAGAUCGUAGAUCUAUUACAAAUUAUCUGUUUUACAGGCUAUGUUUUACAGAAAUAAUUUUAUGGUUUAUCUUACUGACUAAGUAUAAAAGCUCGAUUUUUGCAGCUUAAAGUUAUGAAGGCGUAUAUAUUUUUUAUGAACUCUGUGGGAAGUAUCUCUAAACCUGCAGGGUAUUCGAAGUAAAUAUUGGUUAAAUAUUUAUCCCGUUGUGGUUCAUGUAGUUUACAUUCAUUUAGAAUAUGUCUUACAGAUUCAUUAGCCUUUUCAUCACGGAGUAAACAAAUAUCUUCUCCAGAAAAACUAUAUCUAAAAUUUUUAAAUUUGAACGAAAAGAAAUGUUUGCCUGCUAACCUGCAUUGAGCCAUGAUUCUCUUGUGGGCUAAAGGAAUAUGUUGUAGCAAAUAAUUUUCACAUGCUAGUACAUUAAGUUGUUUGAUUUUUUUAUAAUCCAAACUAUAGGAUGAUAGCAUAACUUUUACAGCGUCGGCACGAAAUCUUACGUUACUCAUUACUUCCAUUGCUAGAGUGUCUGGCUUCAUAUCGUUAAGAAUAUGGUCUAAAUGGAAUUCUUCUAGCAUCGAUUUCAAGGUGGUGAACCAAUUGUAUCUUUUGACGUUUUCUUCUGAUAGAUCUAAUGCUAUUAGUUUAUCUAGGCUGAUUCUCGCAUAACGGUUUGCGGGCAUUUUGAGAGACUUGAGAGUAUCUACCGUAUUAUUUUCUAGACUUAAAAAUGGUGACGCAGUUCCUAACGAAGAAACACUCGUGCAUUUUGGCCAAUAAUCGGCCACAAGUGCGUAAAGCACUAAAACACUGCGAGAAAUGUAUACGAUGAGAGAAAUUUUCUCAUAUAAUUAGCUUGAAUAAAAUCUAUUGCGUCGA
Venturia canescens is the source of this 2235-nucleotide messenger RNA. RefSeq names its product poor Imd response upon knock-in (gene pirk). NCBI's taxonomy places the organism in Eukaryota, Metazoa, Arthropoda, Insecta, Hymenoptera, Ichneumonidae. The transcript has a single exon. Bases 574 to 1329 code for a protein of 251 amino acids. The record is from RefSeq and is a predicted model, not a curated record.